AAAAUAACAAAUUUCUUAAAUGGAAAAUCAUGUUAGUAUACCUAACUACGAAAUCACUAGGGUUAUUGGUUCUGGAGCUUUCGGUAUGAUAUCUUAACUUAAUUCAAAGGUUAUGUUUUUGAAGCAUAUGAUAUUAAAAGGCGCUAAAAAGUAGCCUUAAAAAGAAUGUAAAAAGUAGGCAAAAUUUCAAGCAGAGAAUGUGAUAUAUUGAUGCAACUAAAAUCUUGUCCUAAUGUAGUUAAAUUAAUAGUAUAUUAAAUAAUAUAAUAAGGAUGUUUUCUAUAGUAGAAGUGAAGACAAUAAAAUGGUUCAAAAUAUUAUACUAGAAUUUAUGGAUCAAAAUUUAGAAAACAUAAUAAUAGAUCAUAAAAAAAGAAAGGAUUAUUUCGAUCCUAAAACUCUUAAAAACUACCUUUAUUAAAUGUUGUAAGGUCUAGAUCAGAUUCACAAAAAGCAUAUUGCACAUAGGGAUUUAAAACCGUAAAAUAUUAAUUUUAUUGUAAUAGUGAAAAUGUUUUGAUUUAAGAUGGAAUUCUAAAGUUAUGUGAUUUUGGAAGUGCUAAAGAAAUGACUGGAACAGCUAUCAAUACACCUUAUAUAGUUUCUAGAUUUUAUAGAGCUCCUGAAUUAUUAUUGGGUGUGACCAAUUAUACAGAAUCUAUUGAUAUUUGGGCUUUUGGUUGUAUCAUGGCUGAAUUAGCAUUGUUGGAACCCUUUUUCAUUGGAAAAUCAGAAGGAGAUCAAUUAUUUUAAAUUCUCAAAAUAAUGGGAUCUUUUUCUGAGGAAGAUCUUAAAUAUUUUGAGAAAGUGGUUCCUUUUGAUAUCAAUUUAUUUCAUGAGUUUCCUGAAUAUAAAGCUAAAAAUUUGAAUGAUAGAUUUUGUAAUGUAGAUGAUUAAGAAAACUUUAUAGAUUUACUAAAGUAUUUUUUUUACAUUAACUAUAAUUAGGAAAUUACUGAAAUAUAUACCAGGAUAAAGACCUACUGCUAGUUAAGCUUUGUAACACUAAUAUUUUAAAGAUAUUAAAGAUUAGUGA
Paramecium sonneborni is the source of this 1036-nucleotide messenger RNA. The record is from the annotation of a GenBank genome assembly. NCBI's taxonomy places the organism in Eukaryota, Ciliophora, Oligohymenophorea, Peniculida, Parameciidae.